AUGGCAAUAUUGGCUGCUGGUGAUGCAGAUGCAUCUGCAUCAGACAGACACAAGUGCAAUGCAAACCACGUCUCAAAGAUUGUGAAUGGCCUGUGUCCGUAUGGCAGAGGCAAGUCCGGACAAUGCACUGUUUGUGAGCCUGGCUUGUCUGUCGACGAUGUGCUAUGUUUCCGCAAAGUUUUUGAUGGCAUGGGUGUUUCAAGGCGCGCUGCAUUGCUGAGCAAUGUGUAUUCUCAAGCCCAAAAUGGCACAGAGGGCCAGACUCGCUGCAAAUGGUUUUUCCUGGGGAAACGAUGCUGUGAGAAACGACUGCAUGCCAUGCUAGAGAUGUCACCCAGCACCUACAUGAAGCUUCUGAAGGGACAAUCCUUUGAUGGUCGCAGCCACAAUGGAAGGGCCGUGACUGAAGUCAGUGCAUCAGUCGACCAGUUCUUCCUGGAGAUGUACCAUUCGGCAGCGGAGUACCUUCCAGAGGACACAGCUUGUCAUUUGGAAGAUGUGGACUGGACAGUGGCACAAGAAGAAUUGCAGCUAGGCAGAGUCACAGAGUUCCCGACUCCUGAGCAAAAUUUGACACUGCUGGGGUGGGAUCCUGAGAAGUCAGAAUUGCAGACAGCCAUCCAGGCUGCCUCAGGGGCCAGCAUGCCAAAAAAGUAUGUCCAGCACAAGAAAGCUGUGGACAGGCUUUACCUGGCAUGGAGGACAGUGCGGAUGCCAGAGUCCCAGAGUGCUUGCUGGAGCACAUUCUGGAAAAAGUGGCAUGACCGAUGGUGUCACUGCAUUGGCUUGCGCAAACCAACCCAGCAUUCACAAUGCACUCAGUGCAUGAAGUUUGCCAGUGUCAUUCAUUAUGGAAAUGUCAGUGUCCAUGAGAAAAAAGAGAAUGCAAAAGCUUGGCAGCAACAUCUCCGUGACCAAUAUGAGGAUCGUUUGAUCUAUUGGCAUCUACGAUGGCACAGCAAAAUGCCUGACUCAAAUAUCCUCUGCAUCAUUAUUGAUGGCAUGGACAAGAGUAAGGGAAGCUGGCCGAAGUAUGAUUUCAGGAAGCCCAAGAGCCUGGACAAGUUUCACAGACCGCGCAACACCAUCCAUCUGGCGAUAGCUCAUGGAUUUUGCGCCGACUUCUACAUUGCCGAUGACGAGAACUUCUUCCACGGCGCCUCCUUCUUCUGUGAAAUCUUGACGAGGACUUUGGCUCGGGUUAAGAAGAUUUGCCAGGAGCAGGGCCGUGCAAUGCCGGAACAUUUGGUCAUCCAAAGUGAUAACACGACUGCACAGGCCAAGAAUUCGGAGGUGGCUUCUUUCCUGGCAUUGCUGGUUCGCAGGUUCAAAUUUCACUCGUGUGUGUUGCACUUCCUCCAGGUUGGUCACACACACGAGGAUGUGGACUUCAUUUUCAGCCUUCUGCUUGCCAAAGUACUUCGCAAGUCCCGAGUCCAGAUUCCAGAGGACCUGAGAAAUGAGAUUCUUAUUGGCAUGACACCAAUUUUGGCGUCAAAGGGUUGUCAGGUCAAUGCGGAGCUGGUGACCCAUUGCAGGCAUUUCAAAGCCUGGCUGGCAGAGAUGUCUGUGCACCCACACAAUUGCUGGGUUCGACGACAAGGCAUUAUGUCCCCCCAUUCCUUCACUUUCAAGCUCCGCAUGGAUCUCACCCCUAAGGAACAGCAGCUCUUGCAGCAAGAUCCUACUGACAGAGGCUGGCGUGCUCACCCUUUCGAUGUUUUCUGCAUUGUGAAGACUUUCAUGGCUAGCCAAGCUCCAAAUGGCCCUCCCGUUUUGCUGAUUCCAGAGUCCAGAUUUCAGAGAAUCACGACCCUUGCACCGACAGCAACAUGCCCAGCCAGUGAAGCUAUGUCUGUGAACAGGAAAAGACAGCUGAGACAGUUUGCAGAUGAACUGGAGUGUCUGACUGCAGAAUGGGGUCCUGAGCAUUCCAUGUUCCGAGCAGCCCAAGAACUGAGAAUUUUGGCUGAUGGGAGGAACCAAGAGCCUUCUCAGGAUGGAUACUUGGAGGCUGUGGAAACUGAGCGGCAGAUGCCUCUUACAGAUUCGGAUGGAUCCUCAGUUGUCAGCUGCCAGUCUAAGUGUCUUAGUCCACUGUGUAAGUCACAUCAGAAUGACCCAUCAGCACACUUCAGUUUUCAGGACAACCCCUACUAUGCCAACUUGCCUGAUGUAUCCUGGCGAAUGGUCGUUCGGUUCAGAGGGCACUAA
Symbiodinium natans is the source of this 2214-nucleotide messenger RNA. Lineage: Eukaryota; Dinophyceae; Suessiales; Symbiodiniaceae. The record is from the annotation of a GenBank genome assembly.